Durio zibethinus is the source of this 2993-nucleotide messenger RNA. Its product is annotated as homeobox-leucine zipper protein HAT14-like. Gene Ontology annotation, cellular component: nucleus. Gene Ontology annotation, biological process: regulation of DNA-templated transcription. Gene Ontology annotation, molecular function: sequence-specific DNA binding; DNA-binding transcription factor activity, RNA polymerase II-specific. The record is from RefSeq and is a predicted model, not a curated record. NCBI's taxonomy places the organism in Eukaryota, Viridiplantae, Streptophyta, Magnoliopsida, Malvales, Malvaceae.
CAUUAAAGCCUGCAUGACUUCAAUUAUUGCAAUGAUCCCAAAAGCAUGACAUAUCUGACCUGGUCACAUCCUCUAAAUGUGUAUUUUUAUUACCUCCUUUCUUCAAAGGGCACCCCACGCGCGUGGGACCACUCGUCUUGUUCAUCAGACUCCCCAAGCCCCAAAAAACCCCCCAUCCAUCCCUCUUCAAAUUUUCAACCAAAAUUUUCACUCAUUGGAUACCCAGUUUCUGCUUAAAAGACACAAAAGAACAUUGCCCUUUAUUUUUCAUUAUUGUUACAACACAAAUAUAUAUGCUUCUAACUUUCUUUGGAAUAGUAAAAGAUGGUCUCUUUGUCUGCUUGGAUUGAACAUUAAUAAAAAGCAGUUUUUUUUUGUCAAAAUCUCAUGCUAAUCUCUAAUCUGACUAUGGAAUUAUUUAACGACUAUCUUUUUUUUUUUAUUUUCUUUUUCUUCCCAGUGUUUUUCUCUGUUCAUACAUCAGGUUUAGCUCAAAAGAAUGGUUUUGUAUCAGUCUAGCCAAUUGGUUGAUGCCACCUUGGAAGAAACUGGUAAAGGUGCACUAUUUUGGUUGGCUAGUCAGCUCUCCCAGGCGGGGUCAGAUUUCAUUUCAAUUACGUCAUUGGAGGAAAUGUUAAUUGACUAAUGGGAAACUGCAAAUCUUGGAUUAAAUUGGCUAUCAUUUGAAAACAAACGAAACAACAAACAGUUCCGAUGCUGAAUAAUUGUGUUUGGUAAACAAAACAUUUUAAUCAUUAUUUCCUCAUAUCAUCAUGAUGAGUAUAAUAUAUAAUAAUAGUAGUAUUUAAUAGACGUUAUAGUAAUAAAAAUUUAAAAAAAAAAGGGUUGGCAAGGGGGUUAAAAACAAGUUGGGUCCAAAGGGUAGAAGAAUAAGAUUUGCUGAUCCGUGCCAUCGGAUGAAAAAUAAUUUUCUCAUGUUGAGAUGAUGAUGAUGAUUUGUGGUCCUUGUUUGGUGAGAACACAAUAAUUCAGUAACAUUAAUUGACAAAAUCUUCACAUCAAGUAUUUAAUAAUGCAUUGUGCUGUGGAAAGUGGUGCUGCCAUAGAUACAGUUCUUAAUUGAAAAACAAGAAAAAGGUGCCGUUGCCUUCUACCCGGUAAAAGAAAAGAUUUGCCCAAGGCCUCAUUUUUUCUCGUCAGUCAUCAGGCAUAUAUAUCCCUCUCUUCUCUCUCUCUCUCCAUUUCAUUUUCUCUAAAAAGUCAAACUUAUUCGAAUUCCUUUUGUUAACAUACUAUAACCAAAGAUUUUGCUCUAACCCUCAAGAAAUCUCUCUUUCCUCAGUCUCUGUCUCUCUCUCUCUCUCUCUCUCGUGUAUGAACCGGUGUAUAUUUAUAUAGAUUCACGUGCGUUUAUCAACGUGGAUUUGUCGGUCAAUCUUUACUCGCACAAGGCAAAGCAAAUAAAAAGGAGUGUCAAGGGGGUGGUGGGUUGUGUGUUUUACAUUAAGCAAGAUUGGGGUAGGGUUUCUUUUUUUAAAAAAAUAACUCUCUUUUCAGGGUGUAUCUCACUUCAUCAAGAAAAUAAUAACAAGAAGAUAUUCGAAGCCGUCUUUGCAGUUGUUUUUGUGUAUUCUCUUUGCAAGAACAAGGUUAAUGGAGUUAGCUUUGAGCUUGGGUGAACCCUCAAAACCAUUUUCUUUUCUAAACAAAACCCCAAAGUUAACAAGCAAGAAUCUAGGUUUUUGCAUGGUGCUCGGAAAUGGGUUCAGAUCACAAGAGAAAGGGGUUGCUUUUGAAGGUGGAAGUAGAGGAGAAGCUAGUAGAGAUGGAGAUCAUGACAAAAGGUUUUCUUCAGAUCCACCUCGUCAGCUUGAUCUUCUUCCUUUCUCUCCUGUUCCUCGGACCCAACCUUCUUCUCAGCUUCGCUUUCGUUGGCUCACUAAUAAUCAAACGGGUUCAUCAGAAGGACCGGGAAGAGGGUUAGACGUGAACCGGUUACCGGUGGUCGCGAUGGCUGAUGAAGCUGAGGAAGGAGCAGCGCUGUCGUCUCCCAACAGCGCGGUGUCUUCUUUUCAGAUGGAUUUUGGGAUUAGAAACGGAAGCAGCAUAGGCAAGAGAGACCUGGAAGUUGAAACUGAAAGGGCUAGCUCGAGAGCUAGCGAUGAUGAUGAGAACGGUUCAACCCGGAAGAAACUAAGGCUCUCUAAAGAACAAUCUGCUUUUCUUGAAGAAAGUUUCAAAGAACACAAUACUCUCAAUCCUAAGCAAAAACUUGCCUUGGCCAAGCAAUUAAAUCUUCGUCCUCGCCAAGUGGAAGUUUGGUUUCAGAAUAGAAGAGCAAGGACAAAACUGAAGCAGACGGAGGUAGAUUGUGAGUAUUUAAAGAGAUGCUGCGAAACACUGACAGAAGAGAAUAGGAGGUUGCAGAAAGAACUGCAAGAGUUGAGAGCCUUGAAAACUUCUCAACCAUUUUACAUGCAGCUACCUGCCACUACCCUCACUAUGUGUCCUUCAUGUGAGCGUGUCGCCACCACUUCCACCACCAACGCCUCUGCCGCCGCCGCCGCCCCAUCUGGCAGCAACACCGAUGCCAAAACUGGAGGCUUAACACUGACUAAGACCAGAGGAUACCCUUUUUCACCUAUUCAAACGCAUGUGACCCAGAGCCAGCCCCAAGCCCACCAGGCAGCUUCAUGAAAUCAUUGGAUGUGACCAGUCAAAGGAUGUGACCACUUUUUUUAAAAAAAUUUUGUAAAUAUUAUUGGCUUGGAGGAAUUUUUUUGUUGCCUUUCUUGAAAUUUUUUAAUUUGUCUCUACACUCCAGAAGGUUUCUUGGUGAUGAAAAACGAGAUUUGAGAUUUUGUUAGAUUUUGUUUUGACUGGGGGGGCUGAGGGGGGGGGGGAAGAAGUCUAAGAAAUUUUGUUAGAAUGCUGCCUGUUCUGUUUGACGAGGAAAGAAAUUGAUUAAUUAUAGUGACUGCCCUAAUGUAAUGUAAUCUAAUGGUUUGUUGUAUUUAAAUUGAAUAUUUAAU